CCAGUAAAUACUGCUUUAUGAGUGAUAUUCCGCACACUUCAAGUGGGAAAUAUUGCCAAGAUAGCAAUAAUUGCUAACAUGAACACUGGACUAAGAAUGCGUCCGUUCUCCUGCAACUUGUAGCGCAGAAUGACUAAAAUAUCGCAUCACGUUUCGAUAAGAUUCCCAAAUGUUCUCCACAUGACCAACAGACGCAACAGGUGUCCGUAUGCAUGCUGUGUGUCAUUUUAGGAUGGAACGAAUUGAACAAUCUUCUCCUCGUGGAAUAAUAACCAGGGCGGUAUGGAAAAGGGUCCUGUUAAUAUUUUACAAUCAUGCAACGAUAAUAUAUUAACCGAUUUUUGUAUGCUACAUUAAGUUCCUCCAGGAAUAUAGAUGAUUGCAUAAAACACUUUCACUGCAGGCUAGUAUAAAUCAACUAAAUUUAUGACGUGCAUCUUUAUCAGAAGGAUGGAGAAGGCUUUUAUUUUUGAACAAAAAAUUUGGACCACCACUUUGCCGCUUUGGACCCUUCACGGAUGCAAAGGAAGAUUAAGGUUGUGCAACUGGAUUUUUAAAUUAUUGCAAAAUACGUACGAUUCAUGUGUCGCAAGCCACACGCCCCAAAGAAUGAUGGUUCGUUAAAAAACAUUUUUACCAUAAGCAAUUUGCUACUGGAGAGGUGCACGGUGGCCUGACCUGUGUUAAGUUCCAUAAAUGGUCUAAUGAGAAUUAAUUGCUGGAAUUCCGAUCGAUCUUUUUCUGCUGUUAUUGCCUAUGGACACUUUUCGAUGCACCCUUGAUAUUUAGCCAUGUAGAAACCGAACUGACAGCUUUGCGUUUUCCAUGUCGCUGCGGGAAGUUUCGUUCAUUUCUUCAUAAUUCUCGGAAUCUUGCACCAACUGACGAGGGCGUUUAGUGACUUUACAUGCAUCUUUGCAUUCACGAAAUGAUUUUUUUAAGGUUACCGUUUGGCCUUUUUGGCAUAAAGCAAACAGAGCCGAAAAAGAACAGAAAAAUAAAUCUCCCCAAAAACAGACAUACCAAUGCGAUCUGACCUGGGAUCCUUAUUGCGGUUCACCGAGGGACUUUUGGGGUACUUCUUUGCGUUACCGAUUCAGUGCCACUGCGAUUGGUCCAUUGGUGAACCACCGUCCCGUCCUGCACAAGAAAAACUCCAUUCGUCGAGCGCAUGAUUUCGUCUUCCCUUGAAGACCGUCGGUUGAACUCUUCGGUUUCUUUACUUGUUUUAGCUGUUAGCUGUUUUGUUACUGCAUUUUCUUGUGGAUAAUUUUCGUGCCAGUACAGCUCGUUGCAUGGGAAGGAAAAAUUCGAUAAUGAACAAAUCGAUACUUCGAACCGGAUAUCGAUUGGAGAGUAGAAAGGGCGAAGCCGACGGGAAACAUUGAGGGGACACGCACAUGCACUUUUUGGCGAGAGAUAAUAUUGAAAGAGGGUGUGCAGAAGGAAUAACUCAUCAUCUUCUGCACUCUUAUUGGUGGAUCGCAACUCGGUGGAAACUUAAGCGAGGUAAAGAGUGAGGAGAUUCUGGUGGAAUAAAUUAAUUCCCGACCUGAAAUCGGCUUUUGCCAACCUUUAUUGUUGAGAGAAACUGAUAAGAAUAGGAACAGGCGAGAAAACAGGAUGAAAAUCGAAAAAGCAAACCACAAGUACUGUGCAAAGUGAUAUUUUGGUGUCUUCAAACGUAGACACUUGUAUUGAACUUAAGGAAACUUCUGAAACUUCAAAUUAAUGUUUCAAACGUAAUAGACCAACAGAAAUGUACAUACAAACUUUGUUUCGUAGCUAAAUGUCACUCAAAACAAUCGAUUUUAAUGAGACACAGAAAACGAACCUCUUCGUUGCUAUAUAACGUCACACACUGAUACAAGUAUGCCUGAUGCAUUCAUUCGUAAACCAGCUUUAAUUUCUAUUUUUGGCUGUGGUUUUUCGUCAGCACCUAAUUUGAUUUUCACGCGAUCGCCAUGCUAGUACGAUCGAUUAUAUUACCGUGUAUUACGUCUGUUGAGCAUAGAAGCGAUUCAUCGAUGCAUCAAGAACCUUGCAAAACAAACUCAUCAAAAAUGCAUGCCAUUAAUACGAUCGGCGUGAACGGUGCACUGACACACUGCUGCUGCUGCUGCUUUGCAUACGCAAAAAAGAAAAGCAUACAACCCUUUUAACUUUUUUACUCUGGAUAGAGCAAUUCGCCUGAGGACAGAGGCGUUUUCUUUGCGUCGAAAGUAAGAAAACGAGUAACGUACGCGAUUGCGACGAGGAAAAUGUAAUCACUAAAAUAGAGGCAAUAUGGCAAAGAUAUGCAACAAUCGAUGCGAUGUCGCUUAACGUAAAGGGAUGUUUUUUUCCUUUCUUUCUUUCUUGUGUGUGUGGACCACAAUCAAGUCCUCGAUGUAUGGCUCGUCAUAUUGCGUUGCAAUUUCCUGGGAAGCAAGGGUUUGCAUUGUUCGCAUUUCAGGCCAUUCGUCCGGUGGGUUGAAGUUUUCAACUGCAUCGAGGAAAAAUGUAUACAGAGGAACAAAGAAGGCAGGAGGGCAGGUACUCGGUAGUUAAUAACAGCUCCAAGCCAGUACGUAUACUGAUAGUUAACACAGAAAUGUUCGAAAAACAUCACUGGCGCAUGUUCGUCUCUGUCAUUCCCUGUGGUUUCGAGACGCGAUCUGUUCCUGCGAUGGAGCCCCAGCCGAAAAUUAUCCUCCCGUCAUUCAUGUACCUUCGUUGAUGCUCUGCUUGCAGUCUGCAGUGAAAACUCACAAAAAGAAGCAACAGAACAGAGCAACAAAAAUGUUAUCUUGCCAUGUACCGGUCUAUGGAGACAACAUGCCCACCUUGCAAGCUCGCCUAAGGUUCAGCACUGGCUACGGGUGGGUAGCAAGCGGGGAAAUGUAGAAGGGAGAUGGUUUAAUUUUCGCUGAAGCACGACAUGUCUUGCCGGGCGACCAACCGAGCCAACGAUCAGGACCAAAACCGUUUUAUGUGGUCAGUACACUAACGGUCGUCCGCCGAGAAGGAGGCUUUUGAGGUAUCCAAGACCUCUGCCAGUUGUGGUUCCUUUUUUGCCUAGUAGUGAGUUUGGUUUGUUUAAAAAGAGCGUAUUUGUUUGUGAGAAAGGUCACAUCUGUUUAGUGUUUUAAAUAAACUUCAUUCCCGGGUCUUUAGUGCGAUUCUGACACACGUGCCCAAGGUUUUGCAAACAAAUUGUGCGUGAAGCGUGUAGUUUGGCUGGACGCAAGCAAGAUUCAGUUAAAUUUCGGCACAGAAUUCCAUCCCCAACGUCAGGGUUCUGAAGCAAACCUUCAGUAUGGCGUCGUCAAAUAACAACAACAAUAACAAUGAGGAGAAAAUGGACAUGGAUAUAAGGUACAAGUUUACACCUGCCAAAUCCGAUGUCGAAGCAAAUGGUACAAUGCAGUUUGAUCCGUUUAAAGAACGGAAACUGGAACAUCCUACAACCGAUGGUGAAACGUUAACGCAUCUGUUGAAGGCAUCGCUCGGUACGGGCAUCCUUGCGAUGCCGGUCGCUUUCAGUUAUGCUGGUCUUGUUGGAGGUAUCCUGGCCACCGUUUUCACCGCUUUCAUCUGUACGCACUGCGCCUACGUAUUGGUCAAGUGCGGUCACACACUGUAUCGUCGCACCCAUCGAACAGCAAUGAGCUUCUCCGAGAUUGCCGAGGUCGCAUUCGAGAAUGGACCGGAAUGGGGUCGCCGGUUUGGCAUGCCUACAUCGUACUGCAUCAGAUAUGGACUGUUCAUAACGUACUUCGGUACCUGUGCCGUCUAUACUGUCAUCAUUGCGACCAACUUCCAGCAGGUCAUCGAGCAUUACUACGGCAGCCCGUUGAAUUUGCGCGUCAUGAUUGCACUUCUGCUUGUCCCGCUCAUCCUACUGUCCUGGGUACCGAAUCUGAAGUAUCUCGCACCGGUCUCCAUGGUCGCUAACGUGUUUAUGGGCGUUGGAUUGGGUAUUACGUUCUACUAUCUCGUCACCGAUAUGCCACCGGUGAAUUCACGUCCACUGUUCUUGCCUGUGAUGCAGUGGCCCGCAUUCUUUGCCAUUGUCAUCUUUGCCAUGGAGGCUAUCGGUGUUGUAAUGCCGCUGGAAAAUCAGAUGAAAACGCCUCAGAACUUUAUCGGUCUUUGUGGUGUGUUAAACCAGGGUAUGGCUGGUGUGACGCUGAUCUAUAUCCUGCUCGGUUUUCUUGGUUACGUUAAGUAUGGUGUUGAGGCGGAAGGAAGCAUAACACUCAACCUGCCAGUUGAUGAAAUUCCCGCUCAAGCAGUGAAGAUCCUGAUCGCCUUAGCCGUAUACUGCACAUUCGGACUGCAGUUCUACGUGUGUCUUGAUAUUGGCUGGGUGGCCAUCAAGGAUCGCUUCACAAAGCGACCGAGGCUGGUGGAGUACGUUAUGCGCACCAUCCUCGUCACUGCUGCCGUCCUGCUAGCCGUCGCUGUCCCGACCAUUGGCCCGUUCAUUGGUCUCAUUGGUGCGUUCUGCUUCUCGAUCCUAGGCUUGCUGAUCCCGAUUGUGAUCGAGAUGGUGACGUACUGGGAGGAAGGAUUCGGCCCCGGUAACUGGAUCGUGUGGAAGAACGUGAUCGUCUUCGUUUUCGGUAUCAUUGCGCUCGUGUUUGGUUCCAAGAGCUCCAUCCAGGACAUCCUCGCCUUGUACGCUUAGGUCUACAGCACCUGAGCAAGUACAGUAGCCAAUGGAAAUUGGCUGAAACACACUAAGCAAUUAUACCGACGAACACCUAUCUAGACGGAUUUGCUGACUGAGAAACAAACUGUCUUUCGUUUGCUUUUCUACAGCUACCAUUUUCUACCUGUUUUGCUAUUUAGAUUUUUGAUUUAUUGCACGGCUUUUGUGCAUAUGCGCCAAGCGCAAUCCUACUUUGGAUGGGACGUCUUCUACAUCCAGAUAAGAGUGUAAGCGUUGUGUGCGAAGAAAAAUGAUGCGCCCGCAGUCGUUUCAAAUAUUGGAAACAGCACUGGACGUUCAUCUAUAACGGAAAAGGCCCGGAAAGAGAAGAUGUUGUUAGGCUGGACCAUCAUUAAUACACACAUACACAAGUGCCUCAUACAGUAGAGCAACAAUUGAUAUUGCGUAGUAGUAGCAACAGCAGAAAAACAGACACGCAUCGUAACGCAAAAAGCAACAUUGUUUUUAUCUGCAACAUUUCUAUGUGACCAUUGUUGGCUAAUGCUGGCGUUUCCGCGCCUGGUGUACGUGUUUUUUCCUUCAGUUUUUGGUAAAAUGGAAGUUAACAAAACAGCAUUUUGGACACGUUUUUUAACUUUGGAAGCGUUAAAUCAUCCGUUCUCAGGGAUGAUGAGUGAGUAGUUCACACAGUUAUACAAAACUAUGGAAAACAAAAAAAAACGCCACAUACAACAACCGAAUGGCAAGUGAAUGAUGCGCAACGUUUGACUGUCGAAAUUGUAACGUUUUUGGUUUUUUGCUGCCAGCCAUGUGCUGCCUUUAUCAACUAGCUUUUGUUGUUUUUCUGAAUUUGUUCGUAGUGUAAGGUCGCCACAUCAGUUUCCUAGCCUAUCAUUAACGAAAAAAGUACCGCUCAAUAUAAAUAACAUGCAGUUAUUGCUGAUUUGUCUUAUCAAAUGUUGAUCUCGUGCUACGAGGUUUACUAGCAAUCGCCCCGCAUACAUGGACAAGUUAAUGGUUCCUUUUAUAAAAGAACCAUUUUCUACGGUGCUGAUGUUCAGUCAAAUCCAUUAACAUAAAUAUGGAAAAGGUCGUCCUUAUUCCAAUCAGACUGUAGCGAAGCCAGUACCAACUGCGUAUUGAUAUUUGAGACAAUCAUUCGGCAAAUGCGCGCAAUUCAUAACGCCGUUAAACAUGUCAAACGUCCUGCCGAUUUCUAUGAACUUUCCAUUCUCGUCACGCCGGAUCUCUCGGACUGGUGGCAGACGAUUGAUCGUACUUAUCACCGUGCGCCUUUUCAAACGGUUGAUAUACAUAGUGCAAGAUAAUAUCCCAACGAUCGAUAAUCGCCUGCCAUCACUGCAAGUAAAUGGUAAUCAACCGACGUGAAGUGAACGGAAUGGCUCACCAAAUCGGCGUGGCGUUUAGUAUGUUAAACACUAUCCACUGAGCAUACUGUGUCCUUUUGUUUUCAUUUAACUGAAACGAAGGAAAGCUACCAUACGAACGCUCAAAAUCGGUAACUUUUGCAUAACAUAAUGCUUGACCGUUCCCAGACGUAGUACUUCAUUCAUUUACUUCUGUUUGUUUGUUUGUUUUGUUUGCUCCCAUUCCUAUAAUUAAUCAUGUUUUCUCAUUGGCCCGCAUUAGACUAAGUGAGUAUUGGAUAAAUAAGUACGAAGAUUUCGGUGGCAGAGUUGUCUGGCACGUUAAGAUUUACAUUGAUUGUAAGAACGCGUAUGAAUGAAGAAAAAAGAAACAAAUAAGGGAAAAAAUCAAUAUGGAAAAUAAAUACAUAAUUAAUAUUA
This is a messenger RNA of Anopheles funestus (African malaria mosquito), 6465 nucleotides long. RefSeq names its product proton-coupled amino acid transporter-like protein pathetic (gene path). Gene Ontology annotation, molecular function: amino acid transmembrane transporter activity. The coding region runs from base 3299 to 4672 and encodes 457 amino acids. Lineage: Eukaryota; Metazoa; Arthropoda; Insecta; Diptera; Culicidae. Gene Ontology annotation, biological process: amino acid transmembrane transport. The record is from RefSeq and is a predicted model, not a curated record. Gene Ontology annotation, cellular component: vacuolar membrane. The transcript has 4 exons.